UGAGGGUAGCCGUUCAGUUCCUCGGCAGCCCCGUCCUCUAGCCAGCCAGCCCAACCAUGCUGCUGAAUCGGAUGUCCUCGGAAGAGCGUCACCUGGGCUCCAGCUGCGGCUCCUUCAUCAAGACGGAGCCAUCCAGCCCGUCCUCGGGCAUUGAUGCCCUCAGCCACCACAGUCCCAGCGGCUCUUCGGACGCCAGCGGUGGCUUUGGCAUGGCCCUGGGCACCCACGCCAACGGUCUGGACUCGCCACCGAUGUUCGCGGGUGCCGGUCUGGGUGGCACCCCGUGCCGCAAGAGCUACGAGGACUGUGCUAGUGGCAUCAUGGAGGACUCGGCCAUCAAGUGCGAGUACAUGCUUAAUGCCAUCCCCAAGCGCCUGUGCCUCGUGUGCGGGGACAUUGCCUCUGGCUACCACUAUGGUGUGGCGUCCUGUGAAGCGUGCAAGGCGUUCUUCAAGAGAACCAUCCAAGGGAACAUCGAGUACAGCUGCCCGGCCACCAACGAGUGUGAGAUCACCAAACGGAGGCGCAAGUCCUGUCAGGCCUGCCGCUUCAUGAAAUGCCUCAAAGUGGGGAUGCUGAAGGAAGGUGUGCGCCUUGACCGAGUUCGUGGAGGCCGUCAGAAGUACAAGCGGCGGCUGGAUUCGGAGAACAGCCCCUACCUGAGCUUACAGAUUUCCCCACCUGCUAAGAAGCCAUUGACUAGGAUCGUCUCCUAUCUACUGGUGGCGGAGCCGGAGAAGCUGUAUGCCACGCCUCCUGCCGAUAUCCCUGAGGGAGACAUCAAGGCCCUGACCACUCUCUGUGACUUGGCAGAUCGGGAGCUUGUGGUCAUCAUUGGCUGGGCCAAGCACAUCCCAGGCUUCUCCAACCUGUCGCUCGGGGACCAGAUGAGCCUGCUGCAGAGUGCUUGGAUGGAAAUCCUCAUUCUGGGUAUCGUGUACCGCUCGCUGCCCUACGAUGACAAGCUGGCGUACGCAGAGGACUAUAUCAUGGACGAGGAGCACUCCCGCCACGUGGGGCUGCUGGAGCUGUACCGAGCCAUCCUGCAGCUGGUACGCAGGUACAAGAAGCUCAAGGUUGAGAAGGAGGAGUUUGUGACGCUCAAGGCCCUGGCCCUGGCCAACUCAGAUUCCAUGUACAUUGAGGACCUGGAGGCGGUGCAGAAACUCCAGGACCUGCUGCACGAGGCGCUGCAGGACUACGAGCUGAGCCAGCGCCACGAGGAGCCCCGGAGGACCGGCAAGCUGCUGCUGACGCUGCCCCUGCUACGGCAGACAGCUGCCAAGGCCGUGCAGCACUUCUACAGCCUGAAACUGCAGGGCAAGGUGACCAUGCACAAACUCUUCCUGGAGAUGCUGGAGGCCAAGGUGUGAUGGCCCAGCACGCAGACAGAUGGACGGACAUGAUCCACGUGGAGACUUCCACAGCGACCAGCCUCGACUCUCCACACCCGUGUCGAGGCUCCGGGCUGUCCCAGAAGAAGGGGUUUCCUGCUUCCUGACUUUGUGCAGACUCCUAGGGGCAGCGGA
Psammomys obesus (fat sand rat) is the source of this 1529-nucleotide messenger RNA. RefSeq names its product estrogen related receptor beta (gene Esrrb). The transcript has 7 exons. Gene Ontology annotation, molecular function: steroid binding; sequence-specific DNA binding; nuclear steroid receptor activity. Gene Ontology annotation, cellular component: nucleus. The record is from RefSeq and is a predicted model, not a curated record. Gene Ontology annotation, biological process: regulation of DNA-templated transcription. Bases 57 to 1373 code for a protein of 438 amino acids. Lineage: Eukaryota; Metazoa; Chordata; Mammalia; Rodentia; Muridae.